UGGUAGUUUUAUGGUUCCGUGAUGUUUACAAAAGUAGUAAAAAAUGACAAGUUUUUUCAGUAAUUUUGUUAUUAUUACGUUUUUCGAUAUAAAUUGGACGCGAGAACUACAGAUAAAUUCGUGUUUUUACGUGUUCUAGUGAAUUAUCAUGAACUCAAUUGAAAAUGAAAAUCAAAACAGUGCGUCGGAGUUCCCCGCCGCCAACGAUACUGAAGAUGAACGUUCUUGGCGGGGCGUACCUAUGGACUCCAUCUACCGCGGUUUGGAUCGGUAUGAGUUGCGCCACUUUCCCGAGAUUCGUCCAGCAGAGGAUCACAUUGUCCUGUUCAACUUGCCGAUAGAUCCCAAUGGAACGGAACCACCAAAACCGCGCCGAGCAUACAGCAAGUGGGAUGCGAAUCAUGUGCGGCUACCAUGCUCCCACCGUAGCCAGUAUCCCGUCGAACAUGAAGAUGGCAGUACGACGCUGGAGAGUCGUUGGGAAUUGGUACAGAAUGCCUUGCUGCAACCGAUUAGUAACAGCAGGGAGCUGGAGCGAGCUAUUCUGUCCUACAAUACUAAAUAUGCCAGUAGCUGGAAGUUUAAGUCGCUUCACAAGCUUUUUGAAGACGAUUUGGAAGAGGAGGAAAGUGCUGGAUUUUUCGAGUGCACAUUGCCAAAGAUGAUACAACUGGCGUUGUCACUGCCGGAUUUGAUUCCCGGAGCUAUUCCAUUGCUGAAACAAGGUUGCAAUAAGGCCAUUUCAUUGACCCAGCAGCAGGUAGCAUGUCUGCUAGCCAAUGCAUUCCUUUGCACCUUUCCGAGGCGGAAUACCCAAAAGAAAAAGUCGGAGUAUAGCUUAUUCCCGGAUAUAAAUUUCAAUCGGUUGUUUCAAUCCAGCGGCCAGUCGGUAUUAGAGAAGAUCAAAUGUAUCUGCAACUAUUUUCGGCGAGUUUGCUCGCGAAUGCCAUCCGGAGUGCUCACAUUCCGAAGAAGAUAUAUUAGCCCAAAACAGUUCAUUGACUGGAGUAAUUGCAAAGCUGUCAUAGGAAGGGAUACCGUUCCAAUUCACAUAAAUUCCGAAGGCACGAUCGAGGAUCAAGGCAGAGGAUUGCUGCAAGUAGAUUUUGCAAAUAAAUAUCUUGGGGGUGGAGUGCUUGGUCAUGGAUGCGUUCAGGAAGAAAUCCGAUUUGUCAUCAACCCUGAGUUGUUGGUGAGCAAGCUGUUUACGGAAGCUUUAAAACCCCAAGAAGCUCUGCUGAUGAUGGGAUCGGAGCAAUUCAGUGAAUACAAUGGCUAUGCUUCAAGUUUUACGUUUGCUGGAGAUUUCCAUGACGAAACGCCGAGGGAUGCGAGCGGUAGACGAGAAUGCUAUAUUGUCGCUAUUGACGCACUGCAUUUUGUGCAGAGUAUUCACCAGUACAGGGAAGAAUUAAUGCUCAGGGAGUUGAAUAAGGCUUACGUUGGGUAUUAUCAUCCAUUGUCGACACCGCCCCCCGGAAUCGCUACGGGAAAUUGGGGCUGCGGAGCGUUCGGUGGAGACGCCAAUCUUAAAGCGAUGCUGCAAUUGAUGGUUUGUUGUGUGCUCAGUCGCCCCUUAGUGUAUUACACUUUCGGAGAUAAUGAAUUGCGGGAUCGAUUCUAUGCAAUGUAUACAUUUUUGGCCAACAACAAAGUAAAAGUCUCGGAAAUUUGGAGAUCGUUAAAAGAUUUCCUAAGACAUAGUCUACCGCCCAGUAAACUGUACGCCUACUUCUAUCAAGAUUAUUACGAUAGGAAAAGUAAGCACCCCAGCCCCAAUUGCAAAAUGUUGAAACCAAAGGAGAGAACUCCUGAACCGAAAGCAAAAAUCGCUGUUUCCGUUGAUGACGAGUUGAACGACGAAAAUCUAGCAAACCUAAUGACGCACCUGGUGGACGAUGAAGAACAACCCUGCUCCUCGAUGGCGCAUGAUUUGCCCCAAAAGCCUACCUCGAUGGCAACACAAUCGCCAAAGAAUGCCUCCUCUCGGGUAUCGCUUAUUGCCGAAUUAGAUCGAAACUAUUAUUCCGUUGGACCAGGCCCGGCAAAGAAGCUGUGCCCUUCCAAGUCCCCUUGCCCAGUGAUGGAAAAUGGAAAUGAGGACGAAUGUCUGGCGAAAGAAGAUUCCGUGCGAAUACAGAUUGAGGAUGAGAUAAAGGUCCACGUGCAGAAGCAGAGCGAUGCUAUCGGGUACGAGUCUGAGAUUGGAGAGUUCGUCGAGGACAGCCCAACGGAAAACACACCAAAACAACGCAAAACGAUAUCGGAUUACUUUUCCAAAAGUGGUAAGUGACUGUUAUCGCCUCGAGCUGCGCGUUAUUAUAAAUUGUAUGUUGAUUUGAAAAUAUAGAAACAAUGUUACUAUCUGCAAAA
This is a messenger RNA of Armigeres subalbatus, 2373 nucleotides long. RefSeq names its product poly(ADP-ribose) glycohydrolase-like. Gene Ontology annotation, molecular function: poly(ADP-ribose) glycohydrolase activity. Gene Ontology annotation, biological process: carbohydrate metabolic process; nucleotide-sugar metabolic process; ATP generation from poly-ADP-D-ribose. Bases 149 to 2293 code for a protein of 714 amino acids. The transcript is spliced from 3 exons. Gene Ontology annotation, cellular component: cytoplasm; nucleus. Lineage: Eukaryota; Metazoa; Arthropoda; Insecta; Diptera; Culicidae. The record is from RefSeq and is a predicted model, not a curated record.